This is a messenger RNA of Emiliania huxleyi CCMP1516, 219 nucleotides long. RefSeq lists its product as hypothetical. NCBI's taxonomy places the organism in Eukaryota, Haptophyta, Isochrysidales, Noelaerhabdaceae. The record is from RefSeq and is a predicted model, not a curated record. The coding region runs from base 1 to 219 and encodes 72 amino acids. The transcript is spliced from 3 exons.
AUGCGGUGGUACGUGCUUCCAGCUGCUCAAGUUCAAGACCGGGUAGCUGGCGGCUUUGACGAGGCGGCCGACGGUACACUCUCGAGCGUGAAAGGGAACGCGAUCACCGAGCGAUGCGUGUCCGCGCAUGGCGGACUCUCACGAUGGCCGCCUCUCAUCGACGGUGCCGGCGCCGUGUCGGGUGUGCCAAAAACGAGGGUAAUUCUCAAGAGAAGAUAA